Molecule: messenger RNA, 320 nt
Organism: Ogataea haglerorum
Lineage: Eukaryota; Fungi; Ascomycota; Pichiomycetes; Pichiales; Pichiaceae
Exons: 1
Source: RefSeq, a predicted model, not a curated record
AGCAGGAACUUGGAGUCUGGGGCCAGGCCCUUGCCUCUGCCGAAGUGCUGCGCGUACGCAACGGCGGUCAGGCUGGCCGUGGAGCCCUCGACGUUGACACGGAAGUUGGACACGAGGUGGGUGGUGUCGAGAGGCGAGACGCGGUUGUAGCACAGGUCGCGCACGCCCUGGAUGCCGGUUCCCUUCUCGCCGAGCAGCUCGAUGGUGGCGUCCUCGGUGAAGCUGGUGUCGAAGAGCUCUGGGUUGCGGGUGUCGAGGGCCAGGCAGAAGCGGUACACGGCGUCGGCAACGGCGUCUUUCUCGGCUGGGGAGCCUGCUAG